Molecule: messenger RNA, 15591 nt
Organism: Porites lobata
Lineage: Eukaryota; Metazoa; Cnidaria; Anthozoa; Scleractinia; Poritidae
Source: the annotation of a GenBank genome assembly
UCUACAAGUGUCUCGACUUUCCCCUCUGCUAAUGUAUUAACCAAUGUUUCGAGUAGUGCCUCGACCUCCACUUCAGCAAAUGUGUCGCCACGUUUCUCGCCCUCCAUCUCUACUAGCCUGUCAGCAAAUUUGUCGUCCAGCAGGUCGGCCUCCAUAUCUCCCAAAGUUUCUCCAACUAUCUCUGCCCCCACCUCUGCUAGGCUGUUAGCCAGUGUUUUGACCAGUGCCUCCGCCUCCACAUUGCCCAGUGUGUCGACGAGUGUCUCGGCCUCCACCUCUCCUAGCUUUUCAGCCAGUGUGUCGACUAGUGCCUCGGCCUCUUUAUCGCCCAGUGUUUCGGCAAGUGUCUCAGCUUCCUCUUUUGCUAGCGUGUCAUUCAGUGUUUCCAGCAGAGCUUCGGACUCUACAUCGCUCAGUGUGUCAACGAGUGUGUCGACUUCAACCUCUGCUAGUUUCUCAGUCAGUGGGUCAACCAGUGCCUCCACCUUCACAUCGGCCAGUGUCUCGGCAAGCUUUUCGGCCUCCGCCUCUGCUAGCCCGUCAGGUAGUUUGUCUACCAGUGCUUCGGCCUCCACAUCGCCUAGUGUGUCGCCAAGUGUCUUAGCCGCCACCUCUGCUAGCCUGUCAGGCAGUUUGUCUACCAGUGCUUCGGCCUCUACAUCGCCUAGUGUAUCGACGAGUGUCUCGAAUUCCACCGCUGCUAGUUUGUCAGUCAGUGCGUCGACCAGUGCCUCGACCUUUACAUCGCCCAGUGUCUCGGCAAGCUUCUCGGCCUCUGCCUUUGCUAGCUUGUCAGGCGGUUUGUCUACCAGUGCUUUGGCCUCCACAUCGCCUAGUGUAUCACCAACUGUCUUGGCCUCCACCUCUGCUAGUCUGUCAGCUAUUGGGUCGAUCAGUGCCUCGUCCUCCAGGUCGCCCAGUGUGUCGACAAGUUUCUCGGCCUCCACCUUUGCUAGCGUGUUAGGCAGUGUGUCGACAGUUGGCUUGGCCUCCACGUUGCUCAGUGUUUCGACAAGUAUCUCUGCCACCACCUCUGCUAGCCUGUCUGCCAGUGUUUUGACCAGUGCCUCCGCCUUCACACUUCCCAGGGUGUCGACGAGUGUCUCGGCCUCCACCUCUCCUAGCUUUUCAGCCAGUGUGUCGACUAGUGCCUCGGCCUCUUUAUCGCCCAUUGUUUCUGCAAGUGUCUCAGCUUCCUCUUUUGCUAGCGUGUCAUUCAGUGUUUCGAGUACUGCUUCGACUUCUUCAUCGCUCAGUGUGCCGACGAGUGUCUCGACUUCCACCUCUGCUAGUUUGUCAGUCAGUGUGUCGACCAGUGCCUCGACCUUUACAUCGGCCAGUGUCUCGGUAAGCUUUACGGCCUCCACCUCUGUCAGCCUGUCAGGUAGUUUGUCUACCAGUGCUUCGGCCUCCACAUCGCCUAGUGUGUCACCAAGUGUCUUAGCCUCCGCCUCUGCUAGCCUGUCAGGCAUUUUGUCUACCAGUGCUUCGACCUCUACAUCGCCCAGUGUGCCGACGAGUGUCUCGACUUCCACCUCUGCUAGUUUCUCAGUCAGUGGGUCAACCAGUGCCUCGACCCUUACAUCACCCAGUGUGUCACCAAGUGUCUUGGCCUCCAUCUCUGCUAGCCUGUCAGGCAGUUUGUCUUCCAGUGCUUCGGCCUUUACAUCGCCCAGUGUGUCGACGAGUGGCUCGACUUCCACCUCUGCUAGUUUGUCAGUUAGUGCGUCGACCAGUUCCUCGACCUCGACUAGCUUUUCAGCCAGUGUGUCGACUAGUGCCUCGGCCUCUUUAUCGCCCAGUGUUUCGGCAAGUGUCUCAGCUUCCUCUUUUGCUAGCGUGUCAUUCAGUGUUUCCAGCAGUGCUUCGGACUCUACAUCGCUCAGUGUGUCGACGAGUGUGUCGACCUCAACCUCUGCUAGUUUCUCAGUCAGUGGGUCAACCAGUGCCUCCACCUUCACAUCGGCCAGUGUCUCGGCAAGCUUUUCGGCCUCCGCCUCUGCUAGCCCGUCAGGUAGUUUGUCUACCAGUGCUUCGGCCUCCACAUCGCCUAGUGUGUCACCAAGUGUCUUAGCCGCCACCUCUGCUAGCCUGUCAGGCAGUUUGUCUACCAGUGCUUCGGCCUCUACAUCGCCUAGUAUAUCGACGAGUGUCUCGAAUUCCACCUCUGCUAGUUUGUCAGUCAGUGCGUCGACCAGUGCCUCGACCUUUACAUCGCCCAGUGUCUCGGCAAGCUUCUCGGCCUCUGCCUUUGCUAGCUUGUCAGGCGGUUUGUCUACCAGUGCUUCGGCCUCCACAUCGCCUAGUGUAUCACCAACUGUCUUGGCCUCCACCUCUGCUAGUCUGUCAGCUAUUGGGUCGAUCAGUGCCUCGUCCUCCAGGUCGCCCAGUGUGUCGACAAGUUUCUCGGCCUCCACCUUUGCUAGCGUGUUAGGCAGUGUGUCGACAGCUGGCUUGGCCUCCACAUUGCUCAGUGUUUCGACAAGUAUCUCUGCCACCACCUCUGCUAGCCUGUCUGCCAGUGUUUUGACCAGUGCCUCCGCCUUCACACUUCCCAGGGUGUCGACGAGUGUCUCGGCCUCCACCUCUCCUAGCUUUUCAGCCAGUGUGUCGACUAGUGCGUCGACCUCUUUAUCGCCCAUUGUUUCGGCAAGUGUCUCAGCUUCCUCUUUUGCUAGCGUGUCAUUCAGUGUUUCGAGUACUGCUUCGACUUCUUCAUCGCUCACUGUGCCGACGAGUGUCUCGACUUCCACCUCUGCUAGUUUGUCAGUCAGUGUGUCGACCAGUGCCUCGACCUUUACAUCGGCCAGUGUCUCGGUAAGCUUUACGGCCUCCGCCUCUGCCAGCCUGUCAGGUAGUUUGUCUACCAGUGCUUCGGCCUCUACAUUGCCCAGUGUGCCGACGAGUGUCUCGACUUCCACCUCUGCUAGUUUGUCAGUCAGUGCGUCGACCAGUUCCUCGACCUCGACUAGCUUUUCAGCCAGUGUGUCGACUAGUGCCUCGGCCUCUUUAUCGCCCAGUGUUUCGGCAAGUGUCUCAGCUUCCUCUUUUGCUAGCGUGUCAUUCAGUGUUUCCAGCAGUGCUUCGACUUCUUCAUCGCUCACUGUGUCGACGAGUGUCUCGACUUCCACCUCUGCUGGUUUCUCAGUCAGUGCGUCGACCAGUGCCUCGACUUUCACAUUGGCCAGUGUCUCGGCAAGCUUUUCGGCCUCCGCCUCUGCCAGUCUGUCAGGCAGUUUGUCUACCAGUGCUUCGGCCUCCACAUCGCCUAGUGUGUCACCAAGUGUCUUAGCCUCCGCCUCUGCUAGCCUGUCAGGCAGUUUGUCUACCAGUUCGUCGGCCUCUACAUCACCUAGUGUGUCGACGAGUGUCUCGACUUCCACCUCUGCUAGUUUGUCAGUCAGUGCGUCGACCAGUGCCUCGACCUUUACAUCGCCCAGUGUCUCGGCAAGCUCCUCGGCCUCUGCCUCUGCUAGCCUGUCAGGCGGUUUGUCUACCAGUGCUUCGGCCUCCACAUCGCCUAGUGUGUCACCAACUGUCUUGGCCUCCACCUCUGCUAGUCUGUCAGCUUUUGGGUCCACCAGUGCCUCGUCCUCCAGGUCGCCCAGUCUGUCGACAAGUUUCUCAGCCUCCACAUCGCUCAGUGUUUUGGCAAGUAUCGCUGCCCCCACCUCUGCUAGUCAGUCAGCCAGUGUUUUGACCAGUGCCUCGGCCUCUACAUCGCCCAGUUUGUCGUCAAGUGUCUCGGCCUCUCCGUCUGGUGGCCUGCCAGCCAGUGUGUCGACUCAUGCCUUGACUUUUACAUCGCCCAGUGUGUCGGCAAGUGUCUCGGAUUCCUUUUUUUCUAGCCCGUCAGCAAGUGUCUCGACCAAUACCUCGGCCUCCACCUCUGCUAGCCUUUCAUCCAGUGUUUCGACGAGUGCAUCGGUCUCAGCAUCGCCCAGUGUGUCGCCAACUGUAUCAGCGUCGCCCUCUGCUAGCGUGUCAGCCAGUUUGUCGAUCAGUGCCUCGGCGUCUACAUCGCCCAGUGUGUCGGAAAGUGUCUCGGCCUCCACUUCCGCAAGCCUCUCAACCAGUGUGUCGACGAGUGCAUCAAUCUCCACAUCGCCUAGUGUGUCGGCAAGUGUCUCGCCCUCCACCUCUGCUAGCUUUUCAGCAAGUGUGUCGACCAGUGUGUCGGCCUCCACGUCGCCCAGUGUGUCACCAAGUGUGUCAGAGUCGCUAUCUGCUAGCGUUUCAGCGAGUGUGUCGACCAGUGCCUCGGCGUCUACAUCGCCCAGUGUGUCGGAAAGUGUCUCGGCCUCCACCUCUGCUAGCCUUUCAGCCAGUGUGUCGACGAGUGCAUCGGUCUCAACAUCGCCCAGUCUGUCGCCAACUGUAUCAGCGUCGCCCCCCGCUAGCGUGUCAGCCAGAUUGUCGAUCAGUGCCUCGGCGUCUACAUCGCCCAGUGUGUUGUCAAGUGUCUCGGCCUCCACCUCUGCUAGCCUGUCAACCAGUGUGUCUACAAGUGGCUCGGUCUCCAAUUCGCCCAGUGUGUCGGCAAGUGUGUCGGCCUCCACCUCCGCAAGUCUUUCAACCAGUGUGUCGACGAGUGCAUCGAUCUCCACAUCGCCCAGUGUGUCGGCAAGUGUCUCGCCCUCCACCUCUGCUAGCUUGUCAGCCAGUGUGUCGUCCAGUGUCUCGGCCUCCACGUCGCCCAGUGUGUCACCAACUGUGUCAGAGUCGCUAUCUGCUAGCGUUUCAGCGAGUGUGUCGACCAGUGCAUCAGUCUCCACAUCGCCCAGUCUGUCGGCAACUGUGUCAGCGUCGCCAUCUGCUAGCGUGUCAGCCAGUUUGUCGACCAGUGCCGUGGCCUCCACUUUGCCCAGUGUGUCAGCUAGUGUCUCGGCCUCCACCUCUGCUAGCUUGUCAGCCAGAUUUUCCUUUAGUCAAAGCAUUUCUAUAACUGCUAGUUCAAGCAUUUUAUCUUCAACUCCCAGUAAGAGUUGGUAUUUGUUUUUUUAAGUGUUGUGUUUUUGAUGUGUUUGAUUAGACACUAUUGACUAGGUAUUUGUCACCUAUAAUUUUGCCGAAUUUGACCUGGUCGGAAUUGCAGUCGGUCUGAAAUGCAGUCGGCUGUUUUGCAUCCUACCUGUUUUCUAGGAUUCUUCUGUGUUGCGCUAAUGGCCAUCCAUUUUACCCUUGUGGAAUAACUUGCGCUUUCGUUUAUGUUUUUGCAUUGGCUCAUGAGCUUUUCUAUGGUACAUAAAUUUUUUUCCAAACUAUUUUAACAAGGGCACUGCUGGAAUCUUUUUGAAUGUCAGUAGCAUCGGCUUUAUAUCCACUAUGGUCUUAAACAAUGAUCGUCACUUACGAAGUCAACGUUAACUCUUGGCUAAUAGCUAGUAAGUGUAACCUAAAUGUCGCUAAAGGGUACAAACCCAAGCUGGGGUUUCCAUCAGUACACAUAUCGUCUCUUGGACUAACAAUUGACGAGACCCUCUCCUGGUGCUAGCAUAUCAUAAAUAUUUCAAAAAAGAUUUUUUCAGGAAUCGGCGCCUUGAAACGUGAAAGACCAAACAAUCAUUUACGCAUUCUCAGCUGCAAAAAGGAAUAAGACUUUAGUUGAUCCCCACUUUAUGUACUGCUGCAGUGUAUGGUAUGGUCUCAUCUACACUUUGAACGAUAAACUUCAAAAAUUACAAAACCGCGGAGCUACGGUAAUUGCCAAAUCUAGAUAUGACGCUAGUAUAGAUCCCUUUCUUGCUUUGAUGGGAUAGGAUUCAGAUAUCUGACCAAAACAAGGGGCGGCUAUCAUGUUCAAAACGCUAAAGAAGCAAAUGCCCCUCCUUCCCCCCACCCCCAUGUACGAUAUUGUCUCUGCUCGUGACAUUUUGUUUUUACAAUAUCCCUCACUCUGGGCACAUCCUGCACGUUUCCAAACCAAGCACUAACUUUCUUAAGCUCAGUUGUUUGUAUUCAGGGGCUGCCCUUUGGGAUGGACUGCCAUCAGUCAGGACUACGUAAGCCAUUAAGCCUCACAAGGUUUAAAGAUGGAAUAAAUGUCUAUCAUUCAUCAGCGUGUACUCAUACGGCAAAAACGCAGACUAGUAUUUUAGAUUUUCAUUACCUUCAAAUACUGAUUUUUAACCGUAUCUAAAUAGAGUACUUUUAUGUCUAUGUCUAUGCACCCGCAAUUGGCGAGUUAUAUUUUAACAGAAAAGCCCCACUAUAGCAGAUUGGAACAAAAAAGAUAGUUGAAGUAAUCUUAAAAUAUAGGUCUACAACAUAUUUACUUAUUCAUAUUGACAUAUUUACUUUUGUUGAGACGUUGUGCAUGGUGAAAUUGUUUAUCAACCAGCCUAAUGAAAAGUGUAGUUUAAGCCUUCAUAGAAGGAAAGCUAAAUGUCACACGAAGCACACUCGCUUAAAGUUAAAAUUGCCUUUUUAUUGUGCUUUUUCUUUCUCCUUUGAAGCAAUUGCACCUGCGAGCAAUCUUUUUCCGUUUGGGCCACUGGAGAAUGAUGCUGAGCUCAUAGCGGAGCCAUCUUGUAAUGACGAAGUGAUCUGCCAAAGUAUCAGAGCGGGCCGUUUUGGAUUUGAAUUCUUCCAGAGGAGACGUUUCAGAGUGAAUGUAGGUAUCGGUCUAAUUGUUAUUGCUGCCUAAAGGGCUGCAGGGGUCUUGGAUUUUGGGCCCCUCCUUUUUCUAUAUAUCCUGCUUCAAGGUUUUUACUACGUUUCCUUCAUUUGUUCAGAUUGUUCUUCAUAUUUGUAUCUAAUUUUAUAGACAACUAAACAAGACACGUCUCUCUUAGUACCGGGAAAAAAAGCCAAACGGCAUCUUUGUAGCUUUCGAUAAGCUAGGGGACUGUAAAGUGCUUUAAUUGACUUGUUUCUUAAAACAGAUAAAGAAACAGACGGUUAUAACUGGAGCAAAAAGCCCACUUGUCAAACUAUUUACAAAGAGGAUAUCUUACAUAUCCACGCGGAGAUACGAAAUUUCUUCUUCAGUCUUAAGCGAACGAGUGAAAUAUUCUCGAUUACUCAAAGAGAAUAUUCGUAUCUCCAAGCGGCCAUGUAUUGUUCUAUUUUUUAUACAAACACCAAUGAGAUACCAAACUAUUUCGCUUUGAUAUCAUUUGGCCGCGAAAGGUGCGGUUUAUUAUGUAGCCAUGGCAACGGUGAUCUUUACAAGUCUGAAGAUCAGUAUCAAGUUUUCGCGCAAAAGCUCACCUGGUAUUUCAUUAGUGGCUAUGUAAUAAUUCACAUUCUUUUACUUUAGAUAUUUAAACACAGUGAUGUUAAUACCAUUCCUAUCGACGCCCAAAAAAUUCAUAAUAGCUUCUUCGAUAAUCACAUACUCUUAGACAAAACUAAACCUUAUUCUAUUCAAAUCGACAUCAAUUUAUAUAACAAUUUAAUUCGACUAAAAUAUCACUCAUGGGUAUCACUUCUCCUGCUUUGCUAGAUAUGUUUCAAUGGUAAAAUCCAGUUUAACGAAAGAUGGAGUGUGCGGUGGCCCCAGAAGUUUGGUAUUUACAGAUGGCUACGUUCAAAUGCGUUCAUUGCACCAUUCUGGGCCAGGGUGGAACAUAGAGCAUUUAACAAAGGAAAUUCCAAGGUUUAUUAUCACGCUUACGAGCAAAGCAACCAGAACACGGAUCAAACAAUUAACAUACUCGGUCUGGCCUCACGUCAUGUUAAGAGUUACACUAACGAUGAAAAAUUUAGAAACUUUGAAGCCACUUGGGUUCUAGUCGUCACUUGGGUAAAUGUCUGCCCUUACGACGAAUGUACAGAACGUUGUAGUUUGGUAAGUUAUGAUUUUCACAUUAAUUACAUUUUUCAGACCUUUUUCUUACGCACUGUCACUCUUUGGGACAAACGCUUGCUUUUGGGUCGGUGGUUUGACCGUUUUUCAUGCCUAUUUUAGAUGCCCCAAACAGUAAGCUCUUUAAUUCAGCAACUUUAGAUUGAUGAUUAGUUUUCGAAUACACCUUGUCACGGUUUUCGUAUAAGAAUCUAAUGUCGAAUAAUUUCCGUAAAACGGCUUUUCUGAAAAAAAUAUGAAUUUUAUAACUAAAGAUUCACUCCUAACGGUCCUACCGAUAAAAAUUGAGGGUGUUAUAUGCAGCUGCAUGCGCUAGAACAACUUUGCAUUCUUUUUUGUCUGUAAACAGACAAUAAUUGCAGACAAAUAUAUGGAAAAUCUAAUACAAGCGUCUGGAGAAAUUUAAGCACAUUUACGACCCUAAAAUUUGUUACUAAAAUCCUUUGCUGUAGCUUUAGUUUACAGUUCAGUUUUUUUUUCAGAACAGCUGUUUCACUCAAAUAAUUCGACAUUACAUUCUCCUCAUACAAACACUGUAAUUUCUCACGCGGAUGCCUACGCGUCAAGAUGGCUUUCAAAACCGUGACAAGGUCUAUAAAACUUCGCUCGCUGUGCUACAUUAAUAUUGAUUGAUUGCUUUGUUAGUCCUGUACUAGUCUGCAAAUAGCGCCGUCUCUCCUUGUUCUUUCGUCGCUGCGGAUGUGUUUCGCGCACGAAGGACUAGCGUCUUCGCCAUUUUCUAUACCAGGUGUUGGAUCUGUGUUAUUGGCGGGAAAAUGAUAACGUGAGAAACAAGACAAACUUAGUUGAUGGGAAGCGCUCGUUGAUUAAGUGGGGAUUAAGUGCACUAUUUUGAAAGACAUUUUUGCCACAAUUUUUUUCGACCUUAUGCCUUCGUUUGGUGAACAUAGAGACCUCAGAUCGCCAUGUUUUUGGGUGGAAUGAUUGGCGAGAUUAAAAUAGCGACCACGUCUUAGAAGUUUUUUUUAAAUUUUUUAAAUAUCCUCAACAUAUUUCCAACAUGAUCGUGAAAACAGUGACAAGAUCCUUGUCCUGUUUCGCGCAUAACUAGCAGGGGGAGUAGCGUGCAGGCCAUGCAUUUGACGGCUUGUGUUAAAAUUCAUCGCCAGCUUCAUUUCAGUUUCAGAAUGGCAUUUACUGAAUAAUUCGUCUUAUAAUUUGUGACUAUACCUUCCAGUUUUGUUUUAAAUAACGUAUUCCGGGGGGGAGGAUACUCAACAAAGAUUUAUACAGGAAGGCUCCGCCCUGAGGUCCAACCCUCACCUUUCAAUAUUCUAUUUUUGACAGCAAAGGUGCCCCUUUCUUAUACUGUAAUAACCCGCAACUAAGAACCUGUUUUUUAAGAACCUGUUAGACUAAAAGUCGUAAAUUAGUCCCCCUCCAUACCAGAAACUGUUUAGCCUAAAUUUGAAACAGGUUUUUAUUUUCUAAAACCUAUAUCAAAAAAAUUCUGUACGCUUGGGAAAAUAAGAUAAGACAACAUUCAGAUUCCUCUUUGGAGACAUAAAUGUCUUGAUGAUCCCUCCCACUACAAUGUAUUGGAUGCAGAUUUCGUAUAAGUAAUAAGCUGAAUAUAAGACUAAAUACUCUUAGCCUCAACGUGCUUUUUCUUCAGAAAAUAAGAAGCUAUUUAAGAACCUACAUAGCCUAAAUUUGUGCUAAUUACCAUUUAUGUGAGAACCUGCUUAUGCUAACUUGGGAAAAUGCGUUUAUUAGUCGUACUUACUGUCGUUAUUAGUCGUUUUUAUUGUACUUGCCAUUGACAAAUGUUACGCCAUUCACAUACCUAGUUUAGAACUUUGCAUCCCUUUUAUCUGCUCUAAAAUGCACUGAAUAACUAAAUACGAAUAAAUCACUAAACCCGGACGUUUUCUCGGAUUUUUCGCAAUUAUAAAAUGCAUCUGUUGGCCGAUUUGAGCCUAUUUACAGACCGAAAUGACAGACCAGUUCUAUCAGUUCAUGUACUUCAGUUGAUGAAAUCCCUACCCUUUCAUAUGUACCCAAAGACUGACAAAGGUACCCCUUUCGAGCGUAGCCUCCCCGUUUUAAAAUAACCUUGCUUAGGCUUGCUUGUAGGCCCCCACUCGUUUUGUGAGUGCAGAGUUACUGAAUGAGUGUUUGAAAGUGUGAUUGCCUAUGGGUUCUUUUUAACUUGCUGGCACAGUUUAAUUGAAUCCAGUCAAUUGAGUCUUACGAGAUCAUUGGUUCGAAUCCCGUUGAAGUCCCGGAAUUCUUUUCGGAUUUAUUUACCAUUACUUAAAUUGCAAUUACCACUGUGACAGUCAUAUCUUCGUUAAAAAAAAUUGUAUUUUCGCAGUUCACAUCAUCUUCAAGUAACAUUUAACUUGCUACAAAGUUGUUUACAGUUUUUUAAAUCUUCCCGGCUCUAUAUUGUUCAUAGGGAUGUCAAGAUGUCGAAAAUAGCUAUGAACAGGUUAAAGAUUUAUCGCUGUACCACUGGCUAAAAUAAUGUCCUGGCUUUUAUGUUUUGUAGAGGAACACUUUUCAAGCAGUCAUCAUAACAGACUGGGGUAAUACGUUCCUGAUGUACAACUACCCUUCAGGAGGAAUCGAGUGGACAGUUAAUGCUCCUAUGUAAGUCAUACAUAUAAAGAAUCAAAGGCCUAGGCCAAACGUCGAACGUUUCAUGAGAGGAACCACACUUAGUAAAAAAUUCGACGUCUGGCUCAGUUAAGUUCGUCUGAGUUUGGAUCGCCCAACACGUUCUAUCCGUGUGCUUCCUCUGGAUAGAACGUCUGAAGAUCAUCUCCGGGACAAACGUUGAUCUUCACAUGUAACGAACUAGACUAGUGAAGGAAAUGCUAUUUAACCUCGUUCGGGAGAAAAUUUAUUAGAAUUGCUUUUUGGUCUGAUUCAGUUGAUUGGUUCGACGCGUUCUAAGUUCGAAGUCUGACCCGACAGACGAUCGUCACUUAAUUUAGUUCGACCCAAACUAAAAUUUGGUUCGUCGCUCGUUCGUUCGUUCGAAAUGUAACAACUUUUAACGCAAAAUGUAACAACUUUUUAACGCGAAAUGUAACAACUUUUUGACGCAAAAUGAAACAAUAUUUUUAACGCGAAAUGCAACAAGCAAAAUGUUACAGUCUUGAAAUAACUGAGAAACUUGGACAUGAGCCUUGUAGAUAAAGUGUAAAUUGUCUGGUGGUUAUAAAAACAGUUUAUUUAUAAAGUUUUCUUAUAAUGUCAAAUAAACUUACAAAACGUUUUUCGAUAAUAGUAACUAAAUCUUGGAACGGUCGAACGAAUUGACCACUCCAGAAAAUACCAUAACAUACCAUAACGUUCUUUGUUCGUCACCCCCAAAUUUUGCAUAAGCAUUGUUUUCAGUUUCUCUUGGGAGUUAAAAUGGCCCCAAGAGAAACUGAAAACAAUGCUUAUGCAAAAUUUAGGGGUGACGAACAAAAAACAUUAUGGUAUAUUAAGGUAUUUUCUGGAGUGGUCAAUUGUUGUUUAGUAUAUCUUUCUGUAAAUAUGUGUGACGCUGAAAAGAAAGUUGGCGUUACCACACCCAGGACGUAUUAGAUGGGUUAGGAUGGUACAUUUUUAGCAUACUCCCUCUAGGGAGUUGAGCUCGUAUGAAAUCGUGGCGAGUAUCGAUUACUGAUCAUUCUUUUCACACUUUCAUCGAGUGAAGACGCUUUCUGUUUUUAUCCGACGCUGCCUGUUUUUACCCACCACCUCCCCUUUUCCCUAAAAGGCAAGUGUAGCGGAGCAGUCAUCCGACAGCGUGAGAUAAUCAACAGUGUUAAAUGGGCGUUGGCAUGGUUAAGUUUUAUGGCAGCAGGACUGGGUUGGUAUGAAAUUUCUCACAUUUACUGGAAGUCCGGUAAGAAAUGAGAAAUUUCAUAUCUAUCUUAUUGGCUACGUUCAAAAUUUUCUUUUGAAAGAUUACAUUUCAUAACUUUUACUUUUAACUUGCAUUUCAAUUGCUGAUUGGUGCGUGUUUCCUACGGUGUUAUUGUUUUCUAGUCAUAUUCGUUUCGCAUAGCUUGGGAUAUUUUCCAUACGUUAUGUUUAAUAAGUUAGCGUUGUUGUUAUUGUCCAUACUGCUAUUCCAAGGUUAUAACCUUAUUACCUGUUUUACGACCUUUUAUAAGUUUAUUUGACAUUAUAAGAAAACUUUAUGAAUAUUCUGUUUUUGUAACCACCAGACAAUUUACACUUUAUCUACAAGGCUCAUGUCCAAGUCUCUCAGUUAUUUCAAGGCUGUAACAUUUUGCUUGUUACAUUUCGCGUUAAUAAUAUUGUUUCAUUUUGCGCCAAAAAGUUGUUACACUUCGCGUUAAAAAGUUGUUACAUUUUGCGUUAAAAGUUGUUACAUUUCGGGUUAAUGUUACAUUUCGCAUCAAAAGAUGUUACAUUUCGCGUUAAUGUUACAUUUUGCGUCAAUUGUUACAUUUUGCGGCGUAACAUUAAGUGUAUAUUAUUACACUUAAUGUUAAUGUUAUUACAAUUAACAUCAAUGUUAAUGUUAUUACAAUUAACACUUAAUGUCAGAUCCCGAGGGAAAAAGUUUUGUUUUCCCGAGAGUCCUGAUGUUGGAAAAAUCAGGACUCGAGGGAAAGCAAAACUAACUGGUUUCCAGAGGGACCUGGCAUUAAGUGUUUUGUUAAUUAUUUCUAGACUUUCACUUCAACGUACCUCAACAGCAACAAAAGAAUACGCUUCACCUGAGCGAAUCAAAACAGUCGACUCGCUACUUAUAAGCCCACACGGAAUGAUUUACAAAGUACUUUCCUUAUAUUAUCUGCAUCUUUUUCCUCCACUAGCUGCUGUUUCUCUUCUGGGAUAACUUUGAAAAUCGUUGCUUUUUAGCUUGAGGCUUCAAGUUGUUGUUGUGUUCAUUCACGAAAAAGAAAACUGGUAGCCAGUGGCAGGACCUGGCAGUGUUUUUCCCGCCUUCUGUCACGCCACUUUCCAACAUGCUUUGAUAACGUGCUGUAAUGUAUCACGACUGGGAUACAUUUAAGGUGGCUCCUUAAUUAAUACGGGCGCUUUUAGCUGUGACGAAGUUUUCGUCAUAACUUUUUCGUUUUUAACCCGAUGGCUGAGAAACUUUGCGAAGAACAGCAGAUAUCAUCCGGCAAUAGUACGAAAUAUUUCGAUUUCAUUGAUGUUAAAUAUAUUUUGCUAAAUUAGGGCUUAAGAGGACGCUUCUGUUCAAAGAAAAUCGCGUCUAGUAAAAAAAUUUGCUGAUAUUUUUUACUGAAAUUUCCGGUAUCGGCUUUAAUUGACAUAAUAAAUAUGCCAGAGCAAUUUCAGAAAAAUCGUUGGAGCAGAAGUUCGUAACUAAAAGUCGCUCAAAAUUCAGCUGUGAAAUUAUUUUGGAAUUUCAAAAAUAAGUUACUAUCAGGUAGAAGGAGCCACCAGUUUGAAUUUUCGGGACAAGUAAAUUCAAUGUUUGCCAAAAAUGAACACAAAAGCUGAUUGCCUAUCGUGUUAUUCUUUUCGAGUGUUUUUAACCAAUCAGAACGCGCGAACUAUCGUUGUUAUUUUAUAAUUGGCAAUUAUCUUUCCUGCAGAUCUGAAUAUGCUGAAUGGACAGAUGUGUAUGGUAUUCCAGUAGCCGGAUGGAGCGCUGAAGGCAUUCACAACCUCAACUUGGAAGGGUGAGGCGUGCUAGUUACCCUGUGGCCCGCGCUGCAGACGAAACUAAACUCUGUUUAAGUCUGUCUGUGAAACAGGGCCGAAAUCCUUCUUCUGGCCACCCACCUGUGUACUGGGAUUUGCGUACGCACCAUAAUUAACCUGUUCAAAAUUAAAUCGUCGGUUUGCCCAUCAAGGUGAAGGAAAUUCGAAACGCUCUUUCGGUAAUUCGUUGAUUCCGUUGGGGCCCAGAACAAGGAUAUCGGCGAUGCUUCUCAGACGUUACUAACCGGGGACUUGAAUUACGCCUGCGACACAGGCUAGUUACCCUGCAGUAAAUUAUUUUUCUGUAAAAGCUCAACAGUGACAAAAUGUUAGAUAAAAAUCAAGUACAGUGUACUUGUAUUUACCUGGGAGAAACUCUGUUAGAGUGGAAUCCACGGAAUGCUGUCUUUUCCUUCACGACUUGACAAUAAGUCACGACAAGGAAAUGAACGUAUCUUUCUCUCUUGGCGAAACUUUCCUGUGGCAAUCUAAUUGCUGUUAAACAAAGAUUAGAGUAUUGCAAUACUUCUCAUACCCUAUGCCCUUUUGUUCAAAAUAAAGGUUCAGGUUAAUGUAUGUACUCUUUUAUAUACAUGCAUGUAUACGUGCGCCAUACCUUUUAAAAGGGGUAGAAAAUACGGACUUCAAAGAUGUUAAAAUGCUACAUCACUGGGUCUCUAUUUGGCUCAUUAUGUAUGCAAUUCUCUUCCCUUGAAAAGGAUGUACUAUCCAGAUUUUCUCCAAACUUGGCGCAAUUGAAACCCAUAUACAUGUGUAUAGGACACUGUAAUAAAGAGAUGGGGUCACCAUGCUUGUUUUCGCCCUCCGUGCCUGUAAUUACCAUACUAAUGGUAUCUUGAUCCCAUGAUCCCAUACUAAUGGUAUGGGGUUUAAGGUCUGGGUCAAAGGUGUGUUCGAAGCAUAUGAAUGAUUGGCAAUAUCUCUCCCUAGAAGACCUAGAACAAAACUAAUUUUUCCCUUAAAGUAAAUCUUGAGGUUUUCUUGUGCCUUCACGUUUAAUUUUUGUCACCUGACAUGACACGUGACCAAAAAGUGAAAAUGAAGGAAAUUGGCGAAUUCAUUGUGGCGAAUUUACAGUUGUUUGGAUAAACAAGUUGGCAUUUCUGAAAGAGGAUAAACAUACCAAACUAUUAUGUUUGAAAUGAAUGUACGCGAAGUUUAAUAUCAUGUUUUAAAUAAUUCAAGAUUAAAUUAACCCUCUAAAUUUUUUAUUGAAGUGCAAUGGACGGUCAUUCCAAGCAUGAAGUGUUAGAGAUAUUUAAUAAGAAUCAGAAAAAUGCUAUCGCUCGAUUUCUAUUUUUUAAACCGGUCACCAUUUGGUCUAAAAUUUUUUGGCAUAUGGUCACAUGACAGAUCACGUGACAUUACAAAUUACUUGAAAUAUUGCCAAACUCAAGCAUUAAUGACAAUAAGUGCUUUAUUUACCCGCGACAGCCUUUAAAGCGCAAAGUAUAGUGGGGCCGAGCAAUGCCUGAAAUAAUAUCAACCAAACAUAACGGGGUUGAUAGCCCCAACUGACCGGAGGCAAUUCACGCAGGUUUGUGGAGGAUCUGAAGUCGGGAUUACCGUAAACAAUUCCAGCCAGCGAUCAGGGCAAGACUUGGACUCGGGGCCUCCUUUGGGCAAACCACUCGGCCACGCUAUCUAAUGUUCAAUUUUUUGCUAGUUCCUGGAGUGGCUUGUUGUGUUGUGCUGUAAUAUUUAACUUUUUUGUGAUCGCUAAACAUUUGAUAGACACAAAAUAUUAUACUAUUGUUUUAUACAGGUCAGGUACUUUGCUAGGAAUGUAUAACCUGGACAACAGGAUUGGAAAUACAGGCACGUUGGGCAGAUAUUUUUGGAGAAUAGAAAACCAGGAAAAAGACAGUGACAUAAAAAAGUGCAUCGAUUGGAUUACUUUUCAAGACGACGUGAAGUUUAGGUCUUGGUAUGCUCAGCAGUUUCGAUCUCGACGUUUUAACCGGCGUCUGGCAUGUCCGUGCACUAUAUGGCAGGCACUUCUGGACAGGGGACGAUUCUUUCGGGACUUUUCAUACUCUUCUUCAAACUUUUGUUUUAGAUCCAGAAGUUCUAGGUUCUUUUUUCAU